AUGCAUGCUAGAUGGUUUCUUUACCUUGAGCGAUUUACCUUUGUGAUCAAGCACAAGGCCGGCAAAACUAAAAAGGUAGCCAACACUCUUAGCCAAAAACCAAACUUCCUUACUAACGGAAAACCAGAUCUUAUUCACACGUUGGCAACUGAGCUAAUCAGCUUGGAGAGCUUACGGGAUCAAUAUGAAGGCGACAAGGACUUCGGUGAGAUUUGGGAGAAGUGCUUGCGGGGACUCCACGUGGGGGACUACCAUGCCCACCAGGGGUAUCUAUUUAAAAGGAGCUGGCUUUGCAUUCCACAUUCUUCUCUCCAGGAGCUUCUGAUUCAGGAAUUACACGCUGGUAGGCUAGCUGCUCACCGGGGGCACGAUCACACUAUUGAACUCCUCCUGGAGAGGUUCUUUUGGGCUCGAAUGCAUCAGGAUAUUGACUCAUUUGUUCGGCAGUGGGGCACUUGUCAACGGGCUAAGGGUCAAGCUCAAAACACAGGGUUGUACGUGCCUCUUCCUAUUCCGAAAACAUUUGGGAGGACCUAA
This is a messenger RNA of Morus notabilis, 537 nucleotides long. RefSeq lists its product as uncharacterized. The coding region runs from base 1 to 537 and encodes 178 amino acids. NCBI's taxonomy places the organism in Eukaryota, Viridiplantae, Streptophyta, Magnoliopsida, Rosales, Moraceae. The transcript has a single exon. The record is from RefSeq and is a predicted model, not a curated record.